AGUUGUACUGUAUACAGAUAUAGGCUUUUAUAUAGAGAAAGCCUAUAUCUAGGUCAAUAUACAAUAUGUAUGUACAUAGAUUAGAUGUAUAUCUAAAUAGUACAUCAAAAUAACAGUCCAAUUCUAUUAUUUUUUUGGCUACAUUUACUUGUGUGGAUUUCGAUCAAUUCAAAAUAAUUGAAGACCAACUCUUCUAAUUCCUGGCUUUCUUAGAAUUUAUAUAUAUAGGUAUAGGUCCCGAGAUCUAUCAAAGGAAUCAAUGGAGCAAGACAAAAAGAGUAUGGGCAUAUUCUACUAUAAAUUAAAUAAAAAAAAAGAUAAAAGAAAACGAAACCAAAGAAAAGAAUCUUUUUCUUUUUUUAGAUUUCCCAUCUCAAGAAGUCAUUGCUUGAUCUAUUAACAGAUGAUCUGCGGAGUUCUAUUCCAUGAUAACUUCUUCAGAUUUGAAAAAGAAGUAGAUUAAUAGAGUAGACCUUCCCAAUUUUUUAUGCUUAAACAUGACAUGAGAUGAGUCAAAAAAAGCAUAAAAAAAUCUCUAGGAGUCUAAAAAAAAGGUGAAAUGCGCGAUAUGUGGAUCGCUCAACGGAAGAAAGAUCUAAUCUUAUUAUGUGUAGAACCUCUUUGGACAACAACUAGUCAUUUCCAAUAGAAAGUAUGUAUUGUCGUAAUCUAAUAUAAUUAGAAUAGCGGAACGGCUUUCUCUUCUCUUAGAACAGUAAAAGUAAAGAAAGAGGGAAACAAAUAAAGAAAAAAAGAAAAAACCAAUUUCAGAUUUUUUCUUUUUGUAAUAUCCAUAAUUCUGGUAAGAGCUGGUUUAUCAAAAUAGAAUAUUUAGGAAGAAUUCGGUUGGAAAAAAUUUCCUAUCAUGCGUAGAUUUAGGUUUCGAAAUACAACUAUAGUAAUCAUUCAUUCUUUGAUCGAAUGGUUAUUAUUCAUUAUUGUAUUUUCUUAUUCAUUACUGUAUUUCAGUAUAAUUUUGAAACAGAGACAUUCUUUUUUUAAAGCUUUGCAAAACGAUCAAUUAAACAAUUGAUAGAAUUCAAUUACUCAAUCGAUUACUCGAUUAGUAGUACCCCUAGAGUCCACUCCUUCCCCAUACUACGAGUGAGAGGGAAAAUGUAAAGACUACCAUUAAAGCAGCCCAAGCGAGACUUACUAUAUCCAUAUAAAUUAUGUCUCCUAUCUCUAUGAAGGAAUUAUUCCAUUAUUGAUCAAUAAUCAUAGUGGAAUCAAUGGCGCAGAGUCAAAAUGGAAUUCUGACUUAACUUAAGGCUAUUGAUGAACCAAUCCAAUGAAUCUACUCGUAACAAGAUUAUAAGAUUUCUGGUAGAAUCGGGAAGCAUUAAGCAUAAAUACAAUACACACACCUUUUCUCGGAAAAUGAAAUAACAAAGGAAUACUCCUAUCCCAAUGGAACAUGUAGGAGUACUAAGACCUAUUGUUUGUUACCCUUUUUCAUAAGCAAAAGACAUCAAAAUAUACCAUCAAGAUAGAUAACUAUCUAUCAGAUACCUCUAUUUCCUAUUUGAUCUAAGCCUUACUGUUUUUUUUGUGAAAGAAUGGGGAGACACCAUCACCAGUAUUACAUACAUUCUUUCUUUUUUUCGUAAUCCCCCUAUCUUACACGGGCAAAGAAAUUCCUACACGGGCAAAGAAAUUUUUUUGUUUCUUCAACUUUUACUUUUACUCUUUACUCAAUAAGAGCCGACCAACUAUCCUGAUUGAAUGUUUGAGUACUCAGAGACUCUCGUGAGUCUGGAUACAAAGUAUCUUCAGUCCUUUCCACAACUUCUAAAUUGAUUUCCCAUCAGCCUAUCCAAUCGAAUUCCAGACAGAGUCAGUAGACACAACGGUGGUAGUGUAAAAUAAUUAGGAAUUCUUGAUAGUCUUUCGUACAAUCUCUUCUUCAAUCCUAGUAGCAAAAAUGGAGUGUCCUUUAGGAACCUUUGGAUACCAAGAUUUCCGACCUCUUACUUUCGUAGUUUUGAAUCCCAGAAUUUACUUUCACUAUUUAUUUAUUCUACUUAUAAAAUAAAUGUCCGAACCAAUCAUAAUCAUAUUAAAAUCAUAAUCAUAUUAAUAAGUAAGGCUUACUUCAUCCCUAUUUGUACCGGUUUGGGCCACACCCAAAGCCCGGAUUUUUAGAAAAAAAUUGACUUUCUUUAAAAAAAUUGACUUUCUUUAUAGAACUACAGAUUCUAAAAAUAAAGUAUCGAUAGGCUUAUCCUUUUGCCUCUCCUUCUCCGGGGACAGAAUUCGUCGAGUUAAAUCAGCAGAAUAAGAAAUCCCAAGUUUUUUGUUGAUCAGGCGACACCCAGAUUUGAACUGGGGAUAAAGGAUUUGCAGUCCCCCGCCUUACCACUUGGCCAUGUCGCCAAACCAAAUUCGAUCCAAAUAAGAUAAAAAAUAGAUUUCUGGUCAAAGACUGAAAAAUUCAGGGCAAAUUGGAACCAUUAACUAUUUGUUUUGUUGUUUUGAAUUAGCGAAAGGUUCUUCAAUUUGUAUCUCAAAUUGUUGCGUUUCCUUAAUGGCAUAACAAAAUCAAAUUGAUUUAUGACUAAUUCAGUAUCAAUUAUUUUCAAUAAUCAAUCUUUUUCAAUUUCAAUUAUAACAAUAUAAAUUAUAACAAUAUAUAUGUGUAUAUGUAAACCUCAAAACAGAAAUUGUUACACAGAUACCGCUCUUAUGUACAUAUCCCAUAUCCCUAUAGAGAAUCGUCGUGCCUUCUUUUUUCAUUUUCUAUAUGCAAUAGAAAAAAUAGGAAUUAUGAUAUAGUGCGACCUGACUUCUGUUGCCACAAGUGAAAUUACGAUAAAAGAUGUGAUAUGCGGACAGGUAGAUAGCUAUAUUGGCAUGCACUUAAUAAAUAUUACUCCUAUUACGCAAUUCAAUCAUAUUCUAUAUAUUCUACUAGCAAAAAAAUAAUUCGAAAUUUUUUUUGAACAUGAAAUGAAACUCAAAUAAAAUUAAGUAUGCUAAAAAGGGAAACUCUAUAUUGUUCCUGUUGUACCUGUCGCAAAUUCGAACUUGCGUCGAAAAUGCUCUUCAUUCCUCUGUCUCAUUUCCGUUCAUACGUAUGAAAUACAUAUAUGGUAUAUGGAGUUGGCUAAAAUUUCAUGUGAUUCAGUAAACAGAAUAUACAUUCCAUCAUUGCUAGAUCGAUCCGUAUGGUUCGAUAAAUAGUGAGCUAAUAAUGGGAUUUUUCAAUAAACAGGAAACUUAAGAUUAAGAUGCUCCGGAAUGAUGGAAAUGAGGGAAUGUCCACAAUACCUGGAUUUAGUCAGAUCCAAUUUGAGGGAUUUUGUAGGUUCAUUAAUGAGGGCUUGACGGAAGAAUUUCAUAAGUUUCCAAAAAUUGAAGAUACAGAUCAAGAAAUUGAAUUUAAAUUAUUUGUGGAAAGAUAUCAAUUGGUAGAACCCUUGAUAAACGAAAGAGAUGCUGUGUAUGAAUCACUCACAUAUUCUUCUGAAUUAUAUGUACCCGCGGGAUUAAUUUGGAAAACCGGUAGAGAUAUGCAAGAACAAACCGUUUUUAUUGGAAACAUUCCCCUAAUGAAUUCCCUGGGAACCUUUAUAGUAAAUGGAAUAUACAGAAUUGUGAUCAAUCAAAUAUUGCAAAGUCCUGGUAUUUACUACCGUUCAGAAUUGGACCAUAACGGAAUUUCUGUCUAUACCAGCACAAUAAUAUCAGAUUGGGGAGGAAGAUCGGAAUUAGAAAUUGAUAGAAAAGCAAGGAUAUGGGCCCGUGUAAGUAGGAAACAAAAAAUAUCUAUUCUAAUUCUAUCAUCAGCUAUGGGUUCGAAUCUAAGAGAAAUUCUAGAUAAUGUUUGUUACCCUGAAAUUUUCUUGUCUUUCCCGAAUGAUAAGGAGAAAAAAAAGAUUGGGUCAAAAGAAAAUGCUAUUUUGGAAUUUUAUCAACAAUUUGCUUGUGUAGGCGGGGAUCCGGUAUUUUCUGAGUCUUUAUGUAAAGAAUUACAAAAGAAAUUUUUUCAACAAAGAUGUGAAUUAGGAAGGAUUGGUCGACGAAAUAUGAACCGGAGACUGAAUCUUGAUAUACCUCAGAACAAUACAUUUUUAUUACCACGAGAUGUAUUGGCUGCUGCGGAUCAUUUGAUCGGAAUUAAAUUUGGAAUGGGUACACUUGACGAUAUGAAUCACUUGAAAAAUAAACGGAUUCGUUCUAUAGCGGAUCUGUUACAGGAUCAAUUCGGACUGGCUCUUGUUCGUUUAGAAAAUGCGGUUCGAGGAACUAUAUGUGGAGCAAUUCGGCAUAAAUUGAUACCGACUCCUCAAAAUUUGGUAACUUCAACUUCAUUAACAACCACUUAUGAAUCGUUUUUUGGCCUACAUCCUUUAUCUCAAGUUUUGGAUCGAACUAAUCCAUUGACACAAAUCGUUCAUGGGCGAAAAUUGAGUUAUUUGGGUCCUGGAGGAUUGACGGGGCGAACUGCUAGUUUUCGGAUACGAGAUAUUCAUCCUAGCCACUAUGGACGUAUUUGUCCAAUUGACACGUCCGAAGGAAUCAAUGUUGGACUUAUUGGAUCCUUAGCCAUUCAUGUGAGGAUUGGCCAUUGGGGAUCUAUAGAGAGUCCAUUUUAUGAAAUAUCUGAAAGAUCAAAAGAGGCACAGAUAGUUUAUUUAUCACCAAAUAGAGAUGAAUAUUAUAUGGUAGCAGCGGGAAAUUCUUUGGCCUUGAAUCGGGGUAUUCAGGAAGAACAGGUUGUUCCAGCCCGAUACCGUCAAGAGUUCCUGACUAUUGCAUGGGAACAGAUUCAUCUUAGAAGUAUUUUUCCCUUCCAAUAUUUUUCUAUUGGAGCUUCCCUCAUUCCUUUUAUCGAGCAUAAUGAUGCGAAUCGGGCUUUAAUGAGUUCUAAUAUGCAGCGCCAAGCAGUUCCGCUUUCUCAGUCCGAGAGGUGCAUUGUUGGAACUGGACUGGAACGCCAAACGGCUCUGGAUUCGGGGGUUUCCGCUAUAGCCGAACACGAGGGAAAGAUCAUUUAUACUGACCCUCACAAGAUCAUUUUAUCAAGUAAUGGGGACACUACUAUAAGUAUAAGUAUUCCAUUAGUUAUCUAUCAACGUUCCAACAAAAAUACUUGUAUGCAUCAAAAACCUCAGGUUCCGCGGGGUAAAUGCAUUAAAAAAGGACAAAUUUUAGCGGACGGUGCGGCUACAGUUGGGGGGGAACUUGCUUUAGGAAAAAACGUAUUAGUAGCUUAUAUGCCAUGGGAGGGUUACAAUUCUGAAGACGCAGUACUAAUUAGCGAACGUCUGGUAUAUGAAGAUAUUUAUACUUCUUUUCACAUCCGGAAAUAUGAAAUUCAGACUCAUGUGACAAGCCAAGGACCUGAAAGAAUCACUAAGGAAAUACCACAUCUAGAGGCUCAUUUACUCCGCAAUUUAGACAGAAAUGGAGUUGUGAUGCUGGGAUCUUGGGUAGAAACAGGUGAUAUUUUAGUAGGUAAAUUAACACCUCAGACAGCAAACGAAUCGUCGUAUGCUCCAGAGGAUAGAUUAUUACGAGCCAUACUUGGAAUUCAGGUAUCCACUGCAAAAGAAACUUCUCUAAAACUACCUAUAGGCGGAAGAGGUCGCGUUAUUGAUGUGAGAUGGAUCCGGAAAAAGGGGGGUUCCUGUUAUAAUUCAGAAAUGAUUCGUGUAUAUAUUUCACAGAAACGUGAAAUCAAAGUAGGUGAUAAAGUAGCUGGAAGACAUGGGAAUAAGGGUAUCAUUUCAAAAAUUUUGCCUAGACAAGAUAUGCCCUAUUUGCAAGAUGGAACACCUGUUGAUAUGGUCUUCAACCCAUUAGGAGUACCAUCACGAAUGAAUGUGGGACAGAUAUUUGAAUGCUCGCUCGGGUUAGCGGGGGAUCUGCUAAAGAGACAUUAUAGAAUAGCACCUUUUGAUGAGAGAUAUGAGCAAGAGGCUUCGAGAAAACUAGUGUUUUCCGAAUUAUAUGAAGCCAGUAAGCAAACAAAAAAUCCAUGGGUAUUUGAACCCGAAUAUCCGGGAAAAAGCAGAAUAUUUGAUGGAAGAACAGGAAAUCCUUUUGAACAACCUGUUCUAAUAGGAAAGUCCUAUAUUUUAAAAUUAAUUCAUCAAGUUGAUGAUAAAAUCCAUGGACGUUCUAGUGGACAUUACGCACUUGUUACACAACAACCCCUUAGAGGAAGGGCGAAGCAAGGGGGACAACGAGUAGGGGAAAUGGAAGUUUGGGCUCUAGAGGGAUUUGGUGUUGCUCAUAUUUUACAAGAGAUGCUUACUUAUAAAUCUGAUCAUAUUAGAGCUCGUCAAGAAGUACUUGGUGCUACGAUCAUUGGAGGAAGAGUAUCUAACCCAGAAGAUGCUCCAGAAUCUUUUCGAUUGCUCGUUCGAGAACUACGAUCUUUAGCUCUAGAACUGAAUCAUUUCCUUGUAUCUGAGAAGAACUUCCAGAUUAAUAGGAAGGAAGCUUGAUCUGAAUGAAUCAGAAUUUCUAUUCUAUGAUUGACCGGUAUAAACAUCAACAACUUCGAAUUGGACUAGUUUCUCCUCAACAAAUAAAGGCUUGGGCCAACAAAAUUUUACCUAAUGGAGAGAUAGUUGGAGAGGUGACAAAGCCCUAUACGUUUCAUUAUAAGACCAAUAAACCAGAAAAAGAUGGAUUGUUUUGUGAAAGAAUCUCUGGGCCCAUAAAAAGUGGAAUUUGUGCUUGUGGAAAUUAUCGAGUGAUUGGAGCUGAAAAAGAAGACCCGAAAUUUUGUGAACAAUGCGGGGUGGAAUUUGUUGAUUCUCGGAUACGAAGAUAUCAAAUGGGAUACAUCAAACUCGCAUGUCCAGUGACUCAUGUGUGGUAUUUGAAACGUCUUCCUAGUUAUAUCGCGAAUCUUUUAGAUAAACCCCUUAAGGAAUUAGAAGGCCUAGUAUACUGCGAUGUGUGAUUUGAUCAAAAUUUUCGUUUUACAGAUUCGGACUGAGAAACUGUCAUCCCAUUCAAUCCGAUUGGGGUGCCCCCGGCUCUGACAUGUGUUUUGGGAGAAGUAAAAGUAACACGAAACUCAGAAUUAUAGGUGUAUUCAAUACUUCCAAAUGCAAGGGGAAUUGAUCCAUGGUCGAUUCCGUAUAAAUAGGAAUUGCUAGUUAUACCUCGUGAAAAAACACUUUUUUGUGGAAUCAGCUAUUCCAUUUCUUUAUAGAGAGAUUCCGUUUAAGCAAGCAAAUAUAGUAUGGUUACAGAAGUCUAUCUAUCGCAUAUAUGCUUCAAGGGGCAUCAUGGGAUAACCAUCGAGGUGAGUAGGGACCUAAAGGAUCGAAUAGAACGAUAUAUAGACAAGUAAAUCCCUUACGAGUCCCAAAGUAUUCUUUUAAGGGGAUUCAUCAUUUGACGGGAAGUAGACUACUCAAAAAUCCUACAUUUUUAUUUUGUCAUAAGUAAUUCGGAAAAUGAAAGUAAAAAAAGAAGAAUGAAUCGUUGGUCCUUAGUGGGAACUUGAGUAAGGAGUAGUUCUUUGUUUGUAGGGUUUUUCGAACAAACUUUUUAAAUAAGAAAGAAUCCCCUUUUUGAGGUAACUACUUGAGCCGGAUGAAAGGAAA
Molecule: messenger RNA, 7571 nt
Organism: Musa acuminata AAA Group (dessert banana)
Lineage: Eukaryota; Viridiplantae; Streptophyta; Magnoliopsida; Zingiberales; Musaceae
Product: DNA-directed RNA polymerase subunit beta
Exons: 1
Coding region: 3231-6455 (1074 amino acids)
Biological process (GO): DNA-templated transcription
Molecular function (GO): DNA binding; DNA-directed RNA polymerase activity; ribonucleoside binding
Source: RefSeq, a predicted model, not a curated record